GUGUAGACACUCUCACUCACAACCAUAAAGCAAUAGAACAAAAACAGAGCACCCUCUCUCUCUGCCUCUCUCUUAUCAACAAGAAGCUUCCGUUGUUUUCUCCUAAAACCCCCUUUGUCACUCUCUCCCUCUCUAACUUUCUCUCACUAAAAAGCUCAAAGCUUUUGGGUUCGGUGGGGCUGAAAUGAAAAUGGCGGAAAAUGGUGCGUUCGAGGGGGAUCAUUUGGCGGUAACAGAGGGCCCUGGUUUCUCUCAGCUACUCUUCCCGGCUGACGAAGUCGUGAACCUUGCCGUGGACUCCGACCAGACCUUUAACUACACCCGCCCGUCUACUUAUCCCACCCAGAUUAAGCCACCCAAAAUCCUCUGCUUCGGAAACUACGACCAAACCCACGGAAACGGCGUGGAAAUUGGGUUUUUGGAAACCGCCAAGAAAUCGGCCGCCGCAUGCAGCGAGUCCUCAUCCGUUUCUUCCACCGGCACCGCCAGCAUCAACGCCUUGCCCAAGUCCAACAAUAAAAGGCAAAGGGGUUCGGCUCCGAUCAGCAGCACAGCUACUCCUCCAAUCCAGAGAGCCGCUAAAAGGGCGAAAUCCGAGAAUCCCACAUCGGCCGGCAACGGAAAGGUCCGACCCUUCAACAAAAACAGAACUCCAAAAAAGGAAAGAGAAGCUUGGAGAACGAAUCACAGCGCUGCAGCAGCUCGUUUCACCAUACGGCAAGACGGACACGGCAUCGGUGCUUCACGAAGCGAUGGGAUACAUCAGAUUUCUGCAGGAACAGGUUCAGGUGCUGUGCUCGCCUUACCUUCAACGCCUGCCUCCUUUACCUGUUCAUGGUGGAGAGGUGAAACAAGAAGGAAGAAGAAGCGAGCUGAGGAGCCAAGGACUAUGCCUGGUCCCAAUGGAGUACACAACGCAUGCGGGGAACAGCAACGGUGCGGACUUUUGGUCACCGGCCAUGGCCAACAUUUAUGAUGUGUCAUCUCCAUCAACCAAAUAUUGAAUGGAAGACUAGUAGAAACUAGAAAGAAACAAGUAUGUAUAGCUUAUGCUAGUUAAGCUAGUCGGUAACUUGUCUUUUGUACAUGGUCGGUGGCCUAGUGAGAGUGAGAGUGCUCGUUUUGGUAUUUUACAGGCCUAUGAUAUGACAUGUUAAGUUUUGAGUAGAAAGAUGAAAAGGAGAAAGACACAGGAAGAAGAGGAAAAGAGAAAAGGGGGGAAGCAGGGAAAUUGAAAAAUCACAUGGAUUCUGGAUGGUAGUGGCUUUUUAGAGUUUAGGGAGGAAAGUUAAGAGUUGUAGGUGUGAGAAGGGUUUUUGUUUUUUCGGAAUUGUGGAAUCGUGGAAAAGAAAAGAAAGUGGAAACAGGAGGAAAAUGUGGCUAGUUUAUGGCAUGUCUUACACCUGUAAAUAUCCUUGGGUUUACCAAUUAGUAAUCACCAAUGCUAUCUGGUGUA
Pyrus x bretschneideri (Chinese white pear) is the source of this 1456-nucleotide messenger RNA. Its product is annotated as transcription factor bHLH113. Bases 185 to 976 code for a protein of 263 amino acids. Lineage: Eukaryota; Viridiplantae; Streptophyta; Magnoliopsida; Rosales; Rosaceae. The transcript has 5 exons. The record is from RefSeq and is a predicted model, not a curated record. Gene Ontology annotation, molecular function: protein dimerization activity; DNA-binding transcription factor activity, RNA polymerase II-specific; RNA polymerase II cis-regulatory region sequence-specific DNA binding. Gene Ontology annotation, cellular component: nucleus. Gene Ontology annotation, biological process: regulation of transcription by RNA polymerase II.